Aspergillus japonicus CBS 114.51 is the source of this 1155-nucleotide messenger RNA. Its product is annotated as MAGE domain-containing protein. Bases 125 to 1132 code for a protein of 335 amino acids. Gene Ontology annotation, cellular component: nucleus. The transcript is spliced from 3 exons. NCBI's taxonomy places the organism in Eukaryota, Fungi, Ascomycota, Eurotiomycetes, Eurotiales, Aspergillaceae. The record is from RefSeq and is a predicted model, not a curated record. Gene Ontology annotation, biological process: DNA repair.
CCCUCCACUCCCCAGAGAAUCAAGAUCACCCUCCGCACCCAUUGCCAGCAAGAGACAAUAUCAAGCCGUCUGAUUGCAAGACAAAACCACUUCAACACCGUACCCGGAUCCAGCGUCACUCAGAAUGCCUCCGAAUCGCAAACGCCGCGCGGCCCCGGAAAACGAGUCAAGCGAGGAGGCAGACGGCAGCCCGCCUCCCACACAGAAUGCGCCCCGCCGCCGGAGACGCGACUCGUCCUCAUCCGAAGGCUACGCGGGCGAGGGCUCCGACAUCCGGGCCCCGACGAGCACCGACGUGAUGGUCAAAAAGCUAGUGCGACUGGCCCUGGCCAGCGAGUACUCCCGGCAACCGCUCCGCCGCACCGAUAUCAGCGCCAAGGUUCUGGGGGAGCAAGGGGCGCGACAGUUCCGGACCGUGUUCGACGAAGCGCAGCGGGUGCUGGGCGAGAAGUUCGGAAUGCAGAUGACUGAGUUGCCGGUGAGGGAGAAAGUGACCGUUCACCAACGGCGAGCUGCUCAGAAAAUCGAAAAGGCGUCCUCGGGGAAUAAGAACUGGAUACUCACCAGUCUCCUGCCGCCCGAGUACCGCAGGCCGGCGAUCCUGCGCCCUAGCAAGGCUCCGUUGGAAAGUACCUACACGGGGUUGUAUUCGUUCAUCAUUGCGGUGAUUCUGCUGAACGGGGGCACGAUUCAGGAGCAGAAGCUGGAUAGGUAUCUGCAGCGGACGAACACUAACACUUACACGCCUGUUGAUCGCACGGACCGGUUCCUUCAGCGGCUCUGCAAAGAAGGAUACCUGGUGCGGAACCGCGAUGUCGAUGGUGGGGAGGAAGUCAUCGAGUACAUUCUGGGCCCGCGUGGGAAGGUCGAGGUGGGGACUCAGGGCGUGGCUGGACUGGUUCGCGAGGUUUACGGCCAGCAGGAUGCAGAUGAGCCCGACGAGGAGUUGGAAAUCCGUCUGGCGCGGAGCCUCGGGCUCCAGGCGCCUCACGGCCGCGCGCAGGAGAGACCGGCCGAGAACGCCGCUGCCAACGAGGAAGAUGGGGAUCAAGGACCGCGGGGCCAAAGAAGACAACAGCCCCGACGGCGUGGACGAACAGAGUCUGGCUCUGAGGGCGAAGAGAGCGGUUAAUUAUGCACCAUGUUUGAUGGGUU